Molecule: messenger RNA, 731 nt
Organism: Insectozyma verbasci
Lineage: Eukaryota; Fungi; Ascomycota; Pichiomycetes; Serinales; Debaryomycetaceae
Source: the annotation of a GenBank genome assembly
AUGGUCCAAAAUCAACAUUAAAAGAAAUAACAAAAGCUUAUCGUAAAUUACUGAAAGAAUUACACCCUGAUAAGUUUAAGAAUAAAGAUAAAAAGAUUAAUGAAAGGUUUCAAAGGUUAUCAUUAGUUGGUAAUAUCCUCAGAGAUCAAUCUUUAAGAAGAAGAUAUGAUUAUUUUUAUACCAAGGGUUUUCCAAAAUGGAAAGGUACUGGUUAUUAUUAUACAAAAUAUAGACCUGGUUUUAUAUUAACUAUCUUCAUCGUAUUUUGUUUAAUUAGUUUUUUGCAUUAUUUUGCUUUAAAAAUCAAUAGAAAACAAGCUUAUAAAAGAAUUGAAAAUUUAAAAGAUGAAAUUAAAUUACAAGCUUGGAAUUCAAAAAUUGCUCCUGCUGAUGGUUCAGAUAGAAAAAUUACAAAUCAAGAAAAUGAUCAAGUUUUUUUAGUUAAAAAUAAUGGUCUGGUUUAUUUAGUCACUGAUGAUGGUGAUCAUUUAAUUGAUCCAAAUGAAAUUAAUAUAAAUCCAGGCUUUAAAGAAACUUUAUUAUUUAAAUUACCGGUAAAAUUGUAUAACUUAACUAUUGGGAAAUUAGCAGGUGAAAUAGAUACUACAAUUCAUUAUGAAAAACCAGUAGAAGAAAUAGAAGUUACUCAUCAACAACCUAAGAAGAAAAAGAGUAGAGGUAAAAAAGUUGAACUACCAAAUGGUAAAGUAAUCUAUAGUAGAAAAAAAUAA